AUGGUGUCCCCCAAGGCCGUGGCUUCCCUGCUGGUGGUUCACGUCGUCACCCUGCUGGCCUCCCAGACAGAAGCCUUCGUUCCCAUCUUUACCUACAGCGAGCUCCAGAGGAUGCAGGAAAAGGAGCGGAACAAAGGGCAAAAGAAAUCCCUGGGUGAACAGCGGAGGUCUGAAGAGGUGGGUCCUCUGGACCCCAUGGAACUCACAGAGGAGGAAGAAGACCAAGUUAUCAAGCUGACUGCUCCCGUGGAAAUUGGAAUGAAGAUGAACCCCAGGCAGCUGGAAAAGUACCGGGCGGCAGUGGAAGGGCUGCUGAGAGAGGUGCUGCUGGACACCCAGAGCGUGAAAUUAUUGCCAGUGGACUGUGAGACAAAAACAGACGAGUUCUGUCAGGCCAAGCAGAAGGCAGCCUUGCUGGAGCUGCUGCACGAACUCUACAACUUCCUGGCCAUCCAAGCUGGUGAGUAG
This is a messenger RNA of Miniopterus natalensis, 468 nucleotides long. It is a transcript of the gene MLN, whose product is annotated as motilin. Gene Ontology annotation, molecular function: motilin receptor binding; hormone activity. Gene Ontology annotation, cellular component: extracellular region. Lineage: Eukaryota; Metazoa; Chordata; Mammalia; Chiroptera; Miniopteridae. The record is from RefSeq and is a predicted model, not a curated record.